This is a messenger RNA of Papaver somniferum (opium poppy), 447 nucleotides long. RefSeq lists its product as uncharacterized. The record is from RefSeq and is a predicted model, not a curated record. The transcript is spliced from 2 exons. Gene Ontology annotation, molecular function: RNA-DNA hybrid ribonuclease activity; nucleic acid binding. Lineage: Eukaryota; Viridiplantae; Streptophyta; Magnoliopsida; Ranunculales; Papaveraceae. Bases 1 to 447 code for a protein of 148 amino acids.
AUGGUUUAUAAAUAUUUUGAUCUAAAAAAUCAACCAAUAAAAGUGAAAAAGAUUAUAACAGUGAGAUUCUUCUUACCUGCAAGAAACCAAACACUCAUAUGUUGUGAUGGAGCAUCUAGAGGUAAUCCAGGUGUUGCAGGUUAUGGCUUUGUAUGUAGAGAUGAUCAGGGAGGUUUCAUAUAUGCUGAAGCUAAAGGUUUGGGGAUUGCAACAAAUUACAUUGCUGAAAUAAUGGCUAUUGCAGGUGCAGCUGAAUGGGUAAGAUGGAGAAGAAUUAAGGAAUUACUAAGUAAUAUCCAAUUUGUACAUAGUAUGAGGGAAGUCAAUUUGUCUAUUGAUUCCAUGGCAAAGAAAGGUGCAGGCUUGGAGAGAGGGGAAAUAAUCAUAUUCAAUAUUAAACCAGCUUUCAUCCAUGCUUUGGAAUCACCUGAGAAAAUUUAUUAUUGA